Messenger RNA from Nymphalis io (European peacock), 4728 nucleotides. Its product is annotated as claspin. Lineage: Eukaryota; Metazoa; Arthropoda; Insecta; Lepidoptera; Nymphalidae. Gene Ontology annotation, molecular function: anaphase-promoting complex binding. The coding region runs from base 289 to 4623 and encodes 1444 amino acids. The record is from RefSeq and is a predicted model, not a curated record. The transcript is spliced from 15 exons. Gene Ontology annotation, biological process: mitotic G2 DNA damage checkpoint signaling; mitotic DNA replication checkpoint signaling; activation of protein kinase activity.
ACUACCUUUGCCUCAUAAUUGAAUAUUAAAAAACUUUACAUGACAAUUACGACAAUGACAUUUGUGUUUUGAGUUUUGACAGUGAUAACAGAAGAAGGCGCGAAAUCGUCUAUUAAACAUUCUAUAAAAUUUUAACAAAUUUAUAAUGAUUAUUAACUGACUCCAUAUUAUAAAUGAAAAUAUCUAAGCUAAGCUUUAAAACAUUAUUUUUAGUAUAUUUUGCUUGCUUGUUACCUUGUUUUAAAUAUACGCGACUACAUUCGUAUGUGACUACACUAGUUGAUUACAAUGACUGAAAUCCUUAAUUUAAAUGAGGAUGUUUCUAGUGAGAGCUAUUUAAAAUCAGAUAUAAAUACCGAGAGACAAAUGAGCAAGUCCCCGACCCUUAUCCAUGACGAGGAAAAUUUUCAUGUAUCAAAAAAACGUAUUCAAACAUUUUACGAUGAUGAUAGCGACUUAGACAAGGAAAAUGAAGAAACUAAUAAAAGAAUCAACACAUCGAUUAAGAGUACUGAACAAGCUUCUGAUGAAGAAGAAGUAAUAAGCCUUCGUAAAAGUAAUAAGAAAAGGUCAAGAAUUAAAAGUAUCCAGAACUCUGAUAGUGAUAGUGAAAAUUCUUCUAGCGACCUUAAUCUGAAUGAAAAACCUAAUCAUUAUGAAUCGAUUAGAACGGAAAAUAAGAAAAAAACUCUCAAAGACAAAUUCAAAAGUUUGAUAUCCUCAAAAUCUAAAGAUACAGAGAAAGUAGCUCAUUCGGGUUUAAAUGAUUCUGGUGAAGUAGGUGAUAAUGCAUAUUGUAUUGAAAUAAAACAAAUAUUAAGAACAUCUGUGAACACAAUGAAAUCAAUAUGUGAUCCUGAUACAUCUGAUGAAGAUAGUGAUAGAGAAGAGAAAACAAUCAAAAAGGUACAAGGAUCCAAAAAAGUGAAAUCUACGUCACCAAAACCACAAAAGAUGUCUGCAAAACAAGCUAUUGAAAAUAUGCAGAAAAUAAAGAGUGAAUCAAAUCGAAUGUUGAGAGAGAAGGAGGUGUCAUUGCCGUAUCACAGACCAAAAGCUUUAUCUCUAAAAGAUAUUAUGAGCAGAAGAAAGCCUGCGGUUACAUCGGAUGGAAAGGCAUUGCCUAUUAAAAUGAAUGGUGAACAAUUAAAGCAAUAUGCUAUGAUGUUAGAACAAAGACAAAAAGAAGUUAUAGAACUUUGUAAAAGUGAUACAGAAGAUGAAGAGAAUGAGCAAGAGAUAGAGGAAACAGUUAAGAAUAAUCCUGUGUCGAGUUGCGAGAAUUACACUGAAUUUACAAAUAACUUUCAAAAUACUAUUGAUGAAAAAGAUAUAAAUAUUGAUAGUAAAGAAGAAAACAGCAAUGAUAAUAGUAAACAGAUUCAUUCAUCAGAUAAUGAAAACAUUCUAGAAAAAGAUAAUGAUUAUAAUCAUUCUCAAAAUAAUGAUGAAAUGCAAGUGGAUGAAAUUACAGAAGUUGGAAAUACUAUUGAUGAAAAAGAUAUAAAUAUUGAUAGUAAAGAAGAAAACAGCAAUGAUAAUAGUAAACAGAUUCAUUCAUCAGAUAAUGAAAACAUUCUAGAAAAAGAUAAUGAUUAUAAUCAUUCUCAAAAUAAUGAUGAAAUGCAAGUGGAUGAAAUUACAGAAGUUGGAAAUAGCUUAAAAGAAAAAUUAAAUAAAUCAAAUGAACCAGAAGUAAAUAACAGCAUAAGUGCGACAAAUGAAGAAGGUGUUCAUGAAAAUGAUGUUAUUAGUGACUGCUCACAUAUUAAUACAGAAAAUGAAAGUCAAGCUAUGGCUUUAAAUUUUGACUCUGAACAGGUUAGUUCUUUCAAUCUUAAAGAACUUAGUAAAGAAGAUCAGCUCAAUACCAAUGAACAACAUAAUAUUAGCAGCAAGGAUAAUGAUUCAUUUGAUGAUGAAUUGAAUUAUGACGAAGUGGACAAAUUUAUUGAAAAGGCUGAAAUGUUAGUUGAUAUAAAGGAAAAAUCUGAAGAAAUAUUAACCAUUAAUAGCAACUUAAAUCCUACUCCAAAAUUGACUGGAUGUCCGGGUUCAUUUAUAAAUUUGGAUGAUGGUGAUCCUUCAGAAUCUCGUAGGCUAAGUGGUGUGGAGAUUUUGAAGGAAAGAUUCACAUACUUUGCCAAGCUCAACUCUCUUGAAGAAAUGGAUAAAGAUAGAGAAAAAAAACAUAAACCAGGAACUCAGCAUUUAAAAUUAAAACAAGAAUUAGAACAACAAAUAUCUGAACAGAGAGCAAGUGAAUGGGAGAAACGACUUGAAGAAGAAAAACAACAGAAAUCUGAAGCAGAUGGAAAUUUGUCAGAUGAAGAUAUCGAAAAAAUGGAGGCCAAACUAGAAGCUAUUGAUGCAGAUCAUAAAUCUGAUACUGAGAGUUCUGAGAGUGAAGAAGAACCAAUUGAAGAUGACGUUGUUUUAAAAGAUAAACCAAAGAAACGUAAUCCGAUGGUUGAUGACGAAGCAGAAGAGUCUGAUUGCGAUGAUGUGUUCAGUGAUAAAGAAACUUCAAAUGCUGAGCUUGAGAAUAAAGAAAUAGAUUGCGAUGCAGAUUUAGAAGACUGUGAUGAUGAUUCAAGUGAUAGUUCAGAAUCAGAAGAAGAAGAAGAGCCUAAGCCUAGAAAGGGCCGCAUCUUGAAAGCAUUUGAAGAUUCAGAUGACGAAUCUGCUUCAAAUAAUCAAGAAUUGAAUAAUGUGGAAACCAAUGCUUCAUUGAAAGUAAUUGAAACUAUGGAUGACAACGAUAUUAUAAAAGAAAGCCAAGAUGAUGAUUUGCAAUUGGCUCAAGUAAAUAAAUCAUCGGAUGACUUAUUUUCGACACAAGAAUCGAAUAAUUUAGCAAUCUCCACAUUAAAUAAAAGCAAUGAAGAUGGAUCGAGUCCUGAUUUGGGCACUCAAUCAUUUUCAAUAAUGAAUUCAGUUGGAACAAAUCAUCAAACAUUGAAUCUGAAUUCGCCUGAUAAGAUCUCUGUUGUAUGUGAAACACAAGAGGAUGUAAACCUAGAUCACAUUGUUGGAAUGUGCUCUGGAAGCUUCUCCGAAAAUCUCGUGAGCUUACCAAACCCACCUCCCCUAUCGCAGUCUCAAGAAAUCGGGGAUGAUAUUGUUAAUUUAUGUACGGGAAAAUUUUACGACAAUCCAUUUGUAUCCCAAAUAGAUAAGGAAAUUACAAAUGAAAACAGUAUACAAGGAUCUGUUCUGAAAGAAAAUGACCAAUCUCAAGAAAUUGGUGAUGAUGUAGCGGCUCUUUGUACGGGAAAGUUUUACUAUAAUCCAAUGGUAGCACAAAAUAGUGACAGUGACAAAAUUUACAACGCUGAAGUUACGGAAUGCCCUGAACAAAAAGAAAAAGAAACAACUAUCUUAAAUUCAAUACUCGAUGAACUAGAUGAACCAGAAUUGGACGUUCCCAAACAGUAUAAAUAUUUUUCUAAUACCCAACCAAAGAAUAAAAUCAGCAUUGAUAAUAGUCAAUUGAAAAAAAAAUUCGUUAUAGACUCUGAUGAUGAAAAUGUUGAGCUGCCUGUCAAAAAAAAUAAAAAAUUAAAGAAACGGAAACCUGAAGCAAGAGCGCUCCAAAUUUCAGAUGAUGAAGAAGAUAUUGAAGAGGAUCAAGAUGAUUUUGAGUCAGAAAACGAGGAAGAAGAUAGAAUUGUAGAAUACGAUUCAGAAGAGAAUGAGGUAGAAGUCCAAUUAAAACCACUCAAGAAGAAAGAGAAAAGAGUUGGCGAGUUCUUCGAAAAUGAAGCUGAAUUGACUUCCGAAGAUGAAUGGGUGGGGUCGGGCGACGAGGACGAGAGGGGGCUGGACCGCAUGGAGCGGGAGGAAGGGGACGACGACAAGUUCCACCAGGGACAGCUGCAGAGGCAGCUUGGCCAGAUACACAUGCGUGAAGUUCUCGAUCAAGACAAACGUGAAGUGAGAUUGUUGCAAGAAUUGCUGUUUGAAGAUGGCGAUCUAGGGGAUGGGCAUCGACAGCGCAAGUUUCGGUGGAAAAAUGCAGACGGUGAAAUGGAACCAAGUACGAAUUCUGACGAAUUUGCCGACACUCAAGAAGACGAAUUCGAGUCUGAAGAGCAAUGGAGAAAACAGAGACAUGAAAGGGAAAUGUUCUUAAGAAACAUGCAAGAAAAAGAUCAAGAAAAUCUCGAUACAAGUAUAAAUAGAACGACAAUCAUCAAAGCGAACCUGAAUUCUCGUAGUAUGUCGACUUUGAUAUCUGAAACAAAAUCCAACUUGGUUGAGAAGAUGGACACGAUUGUACCGGAGAAAAAAACGACUAAAGAUAUACCUAGUCCAAAAAAGUCAUUUACUAUAUUCCAGCAAAACUAUCAUGGUUCUCUGCUGACCCGUGGCCGAGGCGCGCUCGCCCGUCUCGCAGCCCUGGCCACGCCACUCGCUACUGACAACGACGACGUGCCCAAAGUGAUAGCGUCUUCCAAUCGACGCAACUUUGUCUUCACAGCAGUCUCAAAUGAUAAAGAAACUAAGGUGACAAAGCGAAAGGCUGAUAAAAUUAACACACCAAGAUUAAUAAAGAAAAUGAAGACUGAAAAAACAGCUACGUAUAUUAAAAAUAGUUUAUUUGACCACUUGAAAACUUGAAUAGCCAAAUUUGUACAACACAACGACAACUUAUAAUUUUUAUUUAUGUAUAAGAUAAUAAAAACUAAAUUUUAUUCAAAUAAUUUUAGAAAAGUAUUAUAUAAU